UUAUUAAUGUGGUGUAUCACGUUGAUCAAUUUGUGAAUAUUGAACCACCCCAGCUGCCCAGAAACCAAUCCUACUUGAUCGUGGUGAAUAAUAAUUCUUUUAGUGUACUGCUGGAUUUGAUUUGCUAGUAUCUUGUUGAGAAUUUUUGCUGCCCAUAAUUCUCCUUUUUAGUGGGGUUUUUGGUUUUGGAAUAAAGGUAAUUUUGGCCUUGUAGAUUGAGUUUGGAAGUUUUCCUUCCAUUUCUAUUCUUUUGAAACAGUUUGAGAAGAGUAGAUAUGAACUGUUCUUAAAUAUCUGGUAGAAUUCUCCUGGUAAGCCAUCUGGCCCUGGACUUUUGUUUAUUGCGAGAUUUGUGAUUACUGAUUCACUUUCUUUGCUGGUAAAGGAUCUGUUCAAAUUUUCUAUUUCUUCCUGUUUCAGCUCUGGUAGUUUGUAUGUUUCCUGGAAUUUAUCCAUUUCUUCCAGAUUGCCCAAUUUGCUGGCAUAUAACUGUUCACAAUAUUUUUUUGUACUUGUUUUAUUUCUGUGGUGUUGGUUGUGAUCUCUCCUCUUUAGUUUGUGAUUUUGUUUUCUUGGUUUUUCCUCUUUUCUUUUUGAUUAAGUCUGGCCAGGGGUUCAUCAAUUUUAUUAAUUCUUUCAAAGAACCAGCUUUUUGUUCCAUUGAUCUUUUCUACUGAUUUUUUGGUUUGUUUCUAUAUAAUUUGUUUCUGCUCUAUGUUUUAUUAUUUCCCUUCUUUUGCUGGCUUUAGGCUUUAUGAGACCAGCUGGAAAUCUUUGAAAGCAGAGGAGGUUGUUCCUCCCCUAUGGUUGGCGUGGCCAGCUGGAUCAACUUCCGCUGGAUAUUUGCUCCGAGAUUCUGCAGCUUUGAGGUCUUGGGAGAUCUGACGUACAGCCGGCAGAAGGACUUGCUCUGUUUAUCAGCAGUCAUUGGACUUCAGCAUGAUUACUCCCCAGUUGCUGGCUUAUGUGGCAAUUUCAGUUUCCUGUGUCUUAAAAGUCAGCUCCCUGGAUACCUUCAUUGCAGCUGUUUAUGAACACGCCGUGAUAUUGCCUAAUACCACCCUAAUACCAGUGUCCCGUGAAGAGGCAUUGGCGUUAAUGAACCGAAAUCUGGAUCUUUUGGAGGGAGCGAUCACUUCAGCAGCAAAACAGGGUGCACAUAUUAUUGUGACUCCAGAAGAUGGUAUCUAUGGCUGGAAUUUUAACAGAGAAACUAUCUAUCCAUACUUGGAGGAUAUCCCAGACCCUCGAGUGAACUGGAUCCCUUGUAAUUAUCCCAACAGGUUUGGCCACACCCCAGUGCAAGAAAGACUCAGCUGCCUGGCCAAGCACAACUCUAUCUACAUUGUGGCAAAUAUUGGGGACAAGAAGCCAUGCAAUGCCAGUGACCCUCAGUGUCCCCCUGAUGGCCGUUACCAGUACAACACUGAUGUGGUGUUUGAUUCUCAGGGAAAACUGGUGGCACGCUACCAUAAGUACAACCUUUUCAUGGGUGAGGAUCAAUUCAACGUACCAAAGAAGCCUGAGGUUGUGACUUUUGACACCAUCUUUGGAAGAUUUGGCAUUUUCACAUGCUUCGAUAUACUCUUCCAUGAUCCCGCUGUUACUCUGGUGAAAGAUUUCCACGUGGAUACCAUAGUUUUCCCAACAGCGUGGAUGAAUGUCUUGCCACAUUUAUCAGCUGUUGAAUUCCACUCGGCUUGGGCAGUGGGCAUGGGGGUUAACUUCCUUGCAGCCAACAUACACCACCCCCACAAGAGGAUGACAGGAAGCGGCAUCUAUGCACCUGACUCUCCAAGAGCAUUUCAUUAUGACAUGAAGACAAAGGAGGGAAAACUCCUCAUCUCACGACUGAAUUCUUCUUCAUACGACCCUGGAGUGGUAAAUUGGGCUUCUUAUGCCAGUAGUAUAAAAGCAUUCUCCACAGGAAAUCAGGAAUUUAAAAGUACUGCGUUUUUUGAUGAAUUCACCUUCUUGGAGCUCACAAGAGUCACAGGAAAUUACACAGUUUGUCAGAAAGAACUCUGCUGCCAUCUAAGCUACAAGAUGUCUGAGAAGAAACCAGAUGAAGUUUAUGCCCUAGGGGCAUUUGAUGGACUACAUAUUGUCGAAGGGAGUUAUUAUCUACAGAUUUGUACUCUGCUGAAGUGUAAAACACCAAACUUACGCACUUGUGGUGAUGCGGUUGAAUCUGCUUCCACCAGGUUUGAAAUGUUUUCCCUCAGUGGCACUUUUGGAACCCGAUAUGUCUUCCCUGAGGUGUUGCUGAGUGACAGUCAGCUUGCACCUGGGGAAUUUCAGGUGUCGAGUGAUGGACGCUUGUUUAGCGUGAAGCCGCCAUCAGGACCUGUCUUGACCGUAACUCUGUUUGGGAGGUUGUACGAGAAGGACUGGAUAUUAAAGGCUUCAUCAGACCUCAGGGCACAAGCGCCGGGAGUAAUGCUCGUAGUUAUAGCACUGACUGUGUGCUCAUUCAGUUGGUCUCCUAUAGGCUGAAUUAUGUCCCCCCUCAAAUUCACGUAUUGAAGUCUGAAUUCCAUACCUCAGAAUGUGAUUGCAUUUGAAGAUAAAGUCUUUUAAGAGGUAAAAUGAUGGCAUUAGGGUGGGCCCUAAUCCAAUAGGACUGGUAUUCUUAUAAGAAGAGAAGGUUAGGACAUAGACACUAUGGAAACUAUGUGAAACUAUGUGAAGACACAAAGGAAGAUGGCCAUCUACAAGCCAAGGAGAAAGGCCCUCAGAAGAAAUCAACCCUGUUGACAGUUUGAUUUGGAUUUCUGGCCUCCAGAAUUUUGAGAAAAUAAAUUUCUGUGGUUUAAACUAA
Molecule: messenger RNA, 2821 nt
Organism: Acinonyx jubatus (cheetah)
Lineage: Eukaryota; Metazoa; Chordata; Mammalia; Carnivora; Felidae
Product: pantetheinase
Exons: 10
Coding region: 940-2496 (518 amino acids)
Molecular function (GO): hydrolase activity, acting on carbon-nitrogen (but not peptide) bonds, in linear amides
Source: RefSeq, a predicted model, not a curated record